UUUUAUUUAUUUAUUUAUUUUGCGUAAAUACCUCAACAAUUACCCGCUGAAAUCGUGAAACCUAACGUCGGCAAACAGGGAGAGUCGCAAAGAUGCUACAGGGCCACGCGCAGGCGAUCGUGCCGUCACCGGCGAGACUCGGCCUCUCUAAAGCAACAUCUCCCUCGCUUCCCUCCCAAGCCCCUAACCCUAACCCUAACCCUAACCCUAAUUUAAAGCCCACUCCUUUCUCCGCCUCCUCUACGUCCGCCCCCGUCACCACGUCCUCGUCCCUCCUCUCUCUCCUCCCUCCGCUUCCUCGGGCCCAAUCCCUUCUCCUUCAGAUGGCUUUACUUUCCGGCAAACUCUUCGAAGUUUCACCCCACCGCGCCCUGUGGGCCUCCGCCCGCGCCGGAGGUCCGCCGACCUUCCUCCCCGGUGCUCAGUCCCAACCUCUCUCCCUCGAUCCUCGCCACCCUUCACCACCCACCACAACCAAAGAGGUCCUUUCUCUCUUUACCUCCUUCCAGACUCAGCUUUUCGAGUCCGUCGCGGAGCUUCAGGAGAUACUUGAUCUACAAGAAUCCAAGUUGAAGAUAGCUCGCGAGAUCCGCAACAAGGACAGCACCCUCCUCGCCUUCACGCGCAAACUCCACGAGGCCGAGCAGGUUCUUGAUCACCUCCUCGACGAUUAUUCCGACUACCGCCGCGAUCCCAAGCGCUUGAAGGGGGAACCCGGUGAAGCCGACUACCAAUCCUCUCUACACUCGUCGUUGGAUCUGAACGAAGUCUUAGCUUACGCCCACCGAAUCAGCUAUACCACGUUUGCCCCGCCGGAGCACGGCGCUGGCAUGGCGCCGCUGCGCGGCGCCCUCCCGCCUGCACCUCAGGAUAACGAGAUGCGCGCUUCACAGUUGUAUCACUUUGCUGACCUUGAUGUUGGGGUACCAAAGAAGGCCCCAGAGGGCAAGGAGGGUGCUGCAGAGAAGAUCACAGAGUCGCUCAUAGAGCCCACUCCGCCGCGGGAAGAGGCUCCCUUGCAUAUUCCUCCGCCCAUGUUGCCCAUCACUGUGCCGCCUGGAUGGAAGAAGGGGAUGCCAGUGGAGCUUCCUCUCGAGCUUCCACUUGUGCCACCUGGCUGGAAGCCUGGGGACCCUGUACCAUUACCGCCACUGGAAGGGGUUGUGGUUGUAAACAAGGGCGACGAGCAGCGUGUAGGUGGUGUGCCGUUGCUGUCAGGAUUACUGCUACCGCAGCCAAAGGCCCCGGAGCCAAUUCAGGUCAAGUAUGUGCAGCUUGAUAUAAAUCCAGACCAGGAUGAAUAUAGCAGUGAUUAUAGCAGUGAAGUGGGCAGCUCAGAGGAGGAUGACGAAGAAUGAUAUUUGUUGUCAAGGUUUGCGGAUAAAUGUUUUACUACUGGAAAAAGCCAGCUUUUUUGUGAGAUUUAUCUGCAUAGGCUCACAGUUUGUUAAAAAUUAAGAUGUUGGGCUUUGAAGUUUUUGUGGUGUCUCGUUAAACGAGUAAUUUAUAUAUAAUUAUCAGAAAACCUUUUCAAGUAUUAGAAUUGUGAGAUUUUUCACUUAUCGCUGUAACAUGCUUACCAGAAUGGCCAGACUUAAAUGGCCUUCUUAUGUUUCAUUUGGUUCCAUGAAGUUUGGAAUCCUUGUGGAUCUGCAAAGUCUAUUCUCAUAGUGAUGGACUUGUAUAUCAUUUUAUUUUGUUUGGUUGAAUGUCUUUUUUAGCGA
Molecule: messenger RNA, 1724 nt
Organism: Dendrobium catenatum
Lineage: Eukaryota; Viridiplantae; Streptophyta; Magnoliopsida; Asparagales; Orchidaceae
Product: mediator of RNA polymerase II transcription subunit 4
Exons: 1
Coding region: 93-1358 (421 amino acids)
Biological process (GO): regulation of transcription by RNA polymerase II
Cellular component (GO): mediator complex; core mediator complex
Molecular function (GO): transcription coregulator activity
Source: RefSeq, a predicted model, not a curated record